AUGGAUCCGAUCUCGUCUCUCUUCGGAAAGGCCUCCAGUCAUGAAGGUUCAUUGAGCAUUAUUACGGCCACGGCAAUCAUUUUCGCAAUCUCGUCAUGUUAUCUCCUCUCCAAAGGCAGCGCUCAUUUCUCAUAUCGCCUCUACCCAUCUAUUCCCCUGAUUGAGACGGAUGCAUCGACAACCAGCACCUCGGCCGCAAAAGCGCGCUGGGUAACCUCGGCUAGCGAAAUCAUCUCGUCUGGUCUGAAAACCCGCAAACCAUUUCAAGUGCUGGCGACAGUACGACCAAUGAUUAUAUUGCCUGCUCGAUAUAUAGACGAGAUUAAGAACCACGCCAACCUUGAUUUCGCGAAAGCGGUAGAGAGUAACUUUUACGGGAAAUAUCCCGGUUUUGAUGGAUUGAAUUCCCUGAACCAGAACGAGGUAUUUCAGGAUGCGAUUAGAGUUAAGCUUACACAGGGAUUAAAUCGACUAGUUACCCCGCUUGCCCAGGAAGCAGAGGUCACGGUUCUUGAAACAUUCUCCGAGUCAACAGACUGGACACCCUGUACCUUUGGGCAUCACGCAGCCCCUAUGAUUGCCCGCCUUUCAGCUUUGGCAUUCCUAGGUCCCAAAUUCUGUAGAAACCAACAUUGGAUUGACGUUAGUGUCAACUACACUUUAGACGUCUUUAACGCUGCCCGUGUUCUUAAUCUCUGGUCACCUAUCUUGCGACGGGUUGUGGUCUGGUUUCUACCAGAAACACGGAAACUACGUGCUCAUUUGCGUAAAGCUCGUGGGAUUAUUGAGCCUGAAAUGGCUGACAGAGCGGAGCAGAGGAAACAGAACGCUGGGUUGGAUACCAACAACGACGCACUUGAAUGGUUCCGGGAAUCCUCCGAGGUUACUAAGAAGCCAUUGGAUAUUACUUUAGCUCAGAUUUGCUUGUCGGUUGCAGCCAUUCAUAUCACAUCUCAACUACUCAUCAACGUGAUGUAUGAUCUUGCUGCUUAUCCCAAGUAUAUUGACCGCCUACGCGAGGAACUGUCUCAAGUAUUACUAGAAGACCAGGGGUGGAAAUCGACGACUCCUGCAAAAUUGAAACGCAUGGACAGUGUAAUUAAGGAAAGCCAACGGAUGAAUCCAAGCAGCAUGAUUUCCAUGCAUCGUUACGUCGAGAAACCCACCAAACUAUCCGACAACACCCUCCUCCCUAAGGGUGCCUGGGUUACUAUUGCGGCAACUCCUGCUAAAGAUGCCAAUAUAUGGACUGAACCGGAUACUUUUGACGGCUUACGUUUCUACAACCUACGCCAGCAGGCUGGAAACGAAAGUCGAUAUCAACUCACCACCACUAGUUCAGAACAGAUAGGGUUUGGGGUGGGAAGACACGCAUGCCCGGGACGGUUUUUUGCGUCUCAUGAAUUGAAGUUCCUAUUAGCACAACUGAUUGUAAAGUUUGACUGGAAGUUGUCUGACAGUGAGCAAGGCAGACCUAAGUCGUUGGAAAUCGGCACGGAGAUGAUGCCCAAUCGUAACGUGGUAUUGUUGAGGAAGUCAAGACAGAUAUGA
This is a messenger RNA of Talaromyces atroroseus, 1551 nucleotides long. RefSeq lists its product as hypothetical. The record is from RefSeq and is a predicted model, not a curated record. The transcript is spliced from 4 exons. Lineage: Eukaryota; Fungi; Ascomycota; Eurotiomycetes; Eurotiales; Trichocomaceae. Gene Ontology annotation, molecular function: heme binding; iron ion binding; monooxygenase activity. The coding region runs from base 1 to 1551 and encodes 516 amino acids.